AUGGAGGCACCUGAGGCCUCAGCGCCAGACCAGGCGCCUUCAGCCCCAUCAGUCUCGAAGAUGGAUUUACGAACAUCCAAACCAUCCCCAAGAGCACGAAGAGAGCGUGCUCAAACAGCCAAGCAACCAAGGGCGAAGAGACGUCCGCCAGUGAACCAGGAGAAUACUGGACAGGGACAAUCGUUUUUCUUCGUCGAUCCUGGCUCGUCGACCAGGGAAAAGCGAGCGCAUGUAAUGCGACAUCAUAUUCAAGAGAAGCGUAAGCAAAACAAAGGGGCAAUCAGCACGGAUCAGCAGGAUGGCAGACCCGGUCGCUACCUACCAUGGCGGAAAAAGCAAAAUAAAGAGGAAAAAGACCGAUCAUCUUCAUCUGCGCCGGAGACUUCACUCCUAUCUCCCGAACUACAGCCUGUUCAGGAACCCACCCCACGGCCACAGGAUGCACUUAGUUCUGCGAGACGAGAUCCAUUCGAUAGUUUCCCUCUGUUUCUGGAACCCGAUGACUACCAGCUAACAGAUCUCUGGACGUCGAAACUGGCCUACUGGUCGGGACAGAACCUUCAUAUGAAGAAUGCCGUCUUUCGAGCGGCCAUGGGGCACCCUGUGGCGUUCCAGGCAGUCAUACUUUGUUACUGUGCUCGAUGGAGGUCCCGGCUAUGUGGCCUGACUCAUGAUCCCGCCGUUGAAAGUCGUGUCAAUAUGGUGGAGAAGGCCACUAACGAUGCCAUUGGGGGGGUAAUAGGAAUGGAUGAAGAUUACCUUGCCAUGGCGCUGACCGGUCUAUCCUUGCAAGAACAACGGUUUGGCGAGAAGAGGAGAGCGGAACAAUUCGCAGACAACGCCGCGCAGAUUAUAAGGUCCCGGACAGGGACCUCUCGUCUUGUCGAUGUACUUCUGCACUUCGUCCGAUCUGUCUCGGCACCGUCUGAUGCUGCUAUCGAUGCUGAUGGUACACGGUGGCUGGUCACUUACUUACGGAACGCCGAACGGAUCAUGGCAGACCAGAGUCGCGAAGAGUUUCUGUCCCUCGUACCAGAACGCCGAGAUGCCUUCCAGUUUGAAAGCCCCUUGUAUCCUCUCCUCGCAGCUGGGCCUCGCCCGACACAGGUGCCACUUGACCACCGGAUAUACGUAAUGCAAAGCAUCCCAACACAAGAUAUGUGUCGAACAGCAGCCCUGAUAUACAUAACGACAGCACUUUGGGACUUCAGGCACUCGCCUAGUAGAACAGCCCGUUUUCUCGAGCAAACCAUGUUUCACGUGAAGGAACGUGGCCUUGAUCGCUAUCCCGCCUGUGAAUCGUUUUUGUGGUUGCUACUGGAGGAAGUUUAUGACCCGGACCUGAAAGACCCCGAGCGGGCAUGGUCCACGGUCAGACUGCUCAAUAUGCACAAGGUGCUCAGCCCAAGCGUGCAGUUCCACUUCAGUGAACUCCUCAUGAGUUUUCUGAUGCUGAACAAACCGCUGCGGGGAAUCGACGCAUUCGAGGAAGAAUUACUUCGGCCCGUGCCGUGA
This is a messenger RNA of Paecilomyces variotii, 1515 nucleotides long. RefSeq lists its product as hypothetical. The record is from RefSeq and is a predicted model, not a curated record. Lineage: Eukaryota; Fungi; Ascomycota; Eurotiomycetes; Eurotiales; Thermoascaceae. The transcript has 3 exons. Bases 1 to 1515 code for a protein of 504 amino acids.